CCCCCAGUAGCCUCCGCGCCGGCGCCGUCCGCCUUCAUCUACCUGCGGCGUGCAGGUAGCGCGGUGCACGCUGGAGCUGGUAGUCCCUGAGGAGGGGAAGGGCAGAGCAGCCCGUCCGUGUGCAGGGCUGAGCUGCGCGGGCCGAGGCGGGCGGCAUGGACAAGCUCAAGCGGGUGCUGAGCGGCCACGACGCGGAAGAGCCGAGCGGUCUGGCUGAGAUUAUUGAUGCAACUUCAUUAAGUUGGGGCACCAGAGUGAAAGGCUUCAUUGCUUGUUUUGCACUAGGAUGCCUCUUCUCGCUCUUGGGUAGUUGUCUGCUGUGGGUACCAGUGAAAGGGCUGCUGCUCUUUGCAGUGUUUUAUACGCUGGGGAAUAUUGCAUCUAUUGGGAGCACUCUUUUUCUUAUGGGACCAAUGGAACAAUUGAAAAGGAUGUUUGACCCUACGCGUUUGAUUGCUACUGUUGUUAUGCUAUUGUGUCUCAUACUAACACUAUGCUCUGCUUUCUGGCAUAAGGAAGGACUCGCGCUCCUUUUCUGCAUCUUACAGUUUUUUGCUUUGGCAUGGUACAGCAUUUCCUUCAUACCAUAUGCACGGGAUGCUGUGAAGAAAUGUAUUUCGGUCUGUCUGUCCUAACAGGAAUACUGGAUGCUUCACAAAGUUCUAGGAAGCACAGCAGAACUAUGUAAAGAUCACUGUGUAUGUAUUUUCCUACGUUUGUCUUAAAUAUGUGCCUUUUACCUUGUUGUUAGAAGCUCCUUGUGUUAAAUCCAGCUUAUGCAAUUGCUUGGUUUUCUGAGCGAUGGUGUCUGUAGGACAUGGUGCUAGUGAUCAAAUGAAGUUCAGUCUGGCAGAAGAACUGGGCAGAGAUCCAGAAUUUGAUAUGAUAAUUCUUAUGUAAAAUCAUGUGUUUGUUUGAUUUUGAAAAAGUAAUAUGUGAAGUCUGUAAAAUGGAGACCUGGACUCUGAUGGGACUAUGCCAGGCUAGAGGAUUUCUUUUUCAAGAAAACCAGUUGCCAACUGAUUUGUUAUGACAACUUGGGGUUUUUUUGAAGAGCCUUAUGUCACUCUCUGCACUGUUUGCCUUGGAUAAUGGAAUAUUGGUAUUCUUUUUUUUUUCCUUCCUCUCUUGCAAAAUUUUAGGUUUAUGAGACUUCUAAAAUACUUAAUUCUAAAUGAGAAGACUGUUUGGGAGUAAGUGUGAAAUAUUUGUAUUUUUAAAGAAGUAUUUUCACUUUAGACUGAUAAUGCUUCCUUAAAAUACAUGGAAGGGACAUUUUUCAUCUGUUAAAACUUGUUCCUUAGGAAAAGCACAUGCAAAAUAAGGUUAGAAUUUUUUCGGCCACCAGGAACCCAAGUUCUUUGACUUCCUUAGAGCUAAUGGCAAUAGAGACCCAGUAGGAAACUGAAUUUUUUCACAUGAAGCAAGGUGCUUUUCUUCUCCCUCAGCUGUAACGUAGAAGCAGUGCGAAGCUGAGGGCAUGAUACAUAAACUGAGAGAGAAUUUGUGGGAAGGCUUAGUUAAAUGCCCAAGAGAGACUGGGGAAUUAAAGAAUACUGAUACUAAUUUUCCCUGACUGGUCUACAACAAAUAUCUAAACUGAUGUGUGUCUUUUUUUAUCGGGUAGUAGAUUCAAAACCUAAUUUACAUCUGUCAGAAAACCCAUGUUAAUCUUUUAUUAGGACUUUGAUAAUGUUUACAGAAUUCCUUUGUAUAAGGGCAACUGAAAUGCAACCCUGAUGCCUUUUACAUUCCAAUCUUUCUUUAGUUUUAACAUCUCUGGGUGUUCCUGGAAAAUGCUAUGAGUAUAGCAUACAUUAUUUCUUUUUCCCCUCUCCAGGGAAAUUACAUUAACUCAGAUAAUCGUUCCAGGCUCAGCAGCAGUCAACAUAAUGGAAUUUGACUUCUCUUUUUGAAUACUUCAGAUUGUGCAGGAUUGUGGCACGCUGUCUCCCUAGCAGUUCCUCUAGAAGAACGCUAGAAUUGGGUAUGCUGAAGAUUAGUUUUUCAACUUGCAUGCUUGCUAACUGGAACCUUUUAGCUGACUGUUGUGAGCACAACCACUUACAAGGAAAUUUAGGAAACUACCUAGUGGCAGUGGGUAAACUUAAACGGAUUAUUCCCCCCCCGCCCCCAUAUCCUUUUUAAAGCUGUAAUUCCAGCUCUGCAGCCUUUUAUUCAGUAAGAGAGAAGAACAAAUCUUGACUUGAUUUUAGCCUCCACAUGAGGCUAAGCAAUUGUGCCCUUAAAGGAAGGGAACCCAAGGAGAGAUGCAAAGACAUAAGGAUCACUAGAGUGCCAGUAGGGCUUAAUUUGCCCUUUCAUGUUGUAUUCUGUUCUUGUGAAGGUCAGAUGGUAGGAGAGACUCACCAUGCUCUUGCCAAUAUGUGAAACAUACUCAGGGUUUGUUGCUUCAUCAACAAGCGGUUUUGAUUUAAAUUAUCUCCUCUAUCAGAACAAAACUCUUCACAUUCUUACUCACUUAAAUAGUUGUGUUCAGACUAUUGCCAAGAUUAGCAGCAAAAAAUGUUUCCACUUUGUUAAAAUACUUUUGUGUGAUUUUUACAUAAUCAGGGAGUAAACUAAUAUACGAAUGCUCCCUCUCAAUCACUUUAAAUCUGAAUUAGAUUAUACCAUUAUACCACAUUUUAUUUGUCUUAUUAAAACUACCUUGUGUUAAGUUUUGGUAUCAUCAGCUUUGGUUAUCUGCUUGACACAGUGCAUGGUGGGCAUUUCUGAAGCUCUCUCUAGCUUUCUAUCUCAAUGUCCUUCAAGGCAGGAAUGUUUGUUGUGUGCACUCUACUGCAAAUAGAGAUGUUUGUUUAAAUCACAAAGCUCCUUCCUUCCCAAAGUCCUUGCUCAGCUGCCUACAGCGCUUAACUCAAGGCUGACUUUCCUAAAGAAACUUUAUGAUGUUGGAUGCCCAUCUCGGCAGGGUUUGGUGUUCUACCAGGAAGCACUUUUCACCCAGCCUCACUGUUGGUCAACUUGGCUAUCCGCUUCUUUUUUACUUUUUGCGGUACAGAUAACGUAACCUUAACCGAGCAGCCUUAGCACACCGUUCUAGCAUGAAAUGUGCACAUCUGGGAUCAGCUGACUUUCCAGAUGUAGUCGAAAUGGACAUGGGGAGGGUGGUGGUCAUCUGUUCCCAAAGUACUGACAUUCUAUACAUUGAAAUGUAGGGAUUUUUCAUUAGUUCAAAGUUUUGCUGUUUUUUGCGAUGGAGUCCAUUGUGAAAGCUGGUACUGUCUGAGGUGGUGUGACAGUGAUGGCAACAAUUUCAUCCUGUUUAGUAUUUACAGUAAUAAGGUUGUUUAUGAGGAACAAAGGAAGAAAUUCCUGCACCAAGUUGAAACUGUUUUAAGAAACCAUGUUUCAAAAAAGCGUGUUAGGCUUUGUGUAUGAAUACUUACAAUGCAAGUUUGGAGGAGGACAGAGACUCUGCCAUGGGGUGGCUUCCAGCUCAGUGCAGGAUGACAGUCUACCUGUGGGUAGACUGCAGCUGGCAUUGCCAUGUAUUUGGAGGCUCAUGGCACUGUUGCUUACAUGCAGUUAGAAACUCAUGUUCUGGGAACUGCCUCAUGGAGCAGUGUGGGCACUUGAAGCCCAUCCCCUCGUGCUGUGUGCUAGAGAUUGAAAGAGCCUCUGAAUUUCUGAGAAUGGUUCUUGCUUAGUUUUGGUACUUAAUCACAGCAAUGAAAGUAAGAUCACUGUUAUUGUAUAUUCUCAAAUCUGAGGAGGAGGAUGACGAUAAACACCUUUGUCUUAAAUACGGAUGUUUACAACCAUACCAAAUACUGACCACGUAGAACAGAAAGCACAGAAAUGAUGGAUUUUCUUAAAACCACAAGCCUCACUGUAAUGUGACAACACUAAAUGUUUUUAACAGCUGUGGAAUUUUUUUGUGAAAUAAAAACCAAACUCUCAAAUUCUCUACAAAAUUUUGUACUGUUUGUACUGAUUCUGUUUGCUGUUACGCCUUUUCUAUGUAUUUACACUGUUUGAUUUUUGAUAAACUAUCUUUUUCCUAAUUUAAAACCUUCUCUGUAAUGAAGUGAAAGCUUUACUUACAAGUGCUGGGUUUUUUCCCUUUCAAUAAAGUUGUCAUUGCAUUAAAUGAAUUGUUCUUAUGGUUAAUGUGAAGUGUUUAAUGGUGCUGAUUCUGCAGAUGAUACUGGAAUUGCUGUGGGUUGGUUUAUUGGUUGGCUUCUUUGUUUUCUUGGUUUUUGGCUUUGUUGUUUAAAGUGAUGGUCUUGUGUACACAGCAAAGGAAGCGAGGGGAUCUGCAGAAGCACCACUGCAGCGCGGCUGUUUCACCCAGCAUGUGUCUAGCUCAACCAAAUGCUUACUGGCAUAUCUUCAUGCACAUAGACAACUGGUUGGCACAACUAGAUUUGUUAAGGUGGGGAUGAUAUUUUUAUUAUUUCUUAUUUAUUUUCCUCAAGAGUCAACCUAGAUGUGCCAACAAAAUAUUGGCUUAGUCCAUGCUACAGAGCAAAUAAUUCCUGAUGCUAUUCUGUCAGCAAAGGUGAGAGUUAUGAAGCAAUGUGCCUCUUUGUGGAAUAAACACACUGAACACUGAUGUACACUGGAAGUAAAAAGCCAGUGAGUUAUGAAUGUGUGUUAAAAGUAGAGUUA
This is a messenger RNA of Strigops habroptila (Kakapo), 4638 nucleotides long. RefSeq names its product SFT2 domain containing 2 (gene SFT2D2). The record is from RefSeq and is a predicted model, not a curated record. Gene Ontology annotation, cellular component: membrane. Bases 156 to 635 code for a protein of 159 amino acids. The transcript has 8 exons. Gene Ontology annotation, biological process: vesicle-mediated transport. Lineage: Eukaryota; Metazoa; Chordata; Aves; Psittaciformes; Psittacidae.